UACCUUCCCGCCUUCUGAUAACUCUCACUCUCUUCUUUAAAUUUAAGACCCAAAGGCGUAUUUGAACCUUCUUCAUCUCACCUUUGACCACCAGCCAUUCCUAUCGUUUUAGCGUACGAGAUAACCAAGGCGGUGUUGCGAUCUGGUACUCAUACAGACCAGAACAACACACUCUUGGGCUCUGAACAGACGUCACAAUUCCUGCGCAGGUGACUACGAACGGAGAAGGCAAGCUGGGGAAGCGCAAGUUGUCCGACGCAGAUUCUUCUCAACCGCAGAAGAAAACUAUGACGGGCACGAACGCUGUCAACAUGGAGACCGAAAUGCAGGUCGACGAGUCGGUGGUGGGCAAGAACGACAUCGACGAAUCUCUCUACAGCAGACAGCUCUAUGUCCUUGGUCAUGAAGCUAUGAAGCGCAUGAUUGCCUCUAAUGUGCUUAUUGUUGGAAUGAAGGGACUUGGAGUUGAGAUAGCAAAGAACAUCGCACUCGCUGGAGUCAAGAGUCUCACUCUCUACGACCCCGCCCCUACCCAGAUAUCUGACCUCUCCUCACAAUUCUUCCUUCACGUCGAAGAUGUCGGCAAGCCCAGAGCAGAAGUGACAGCGCCACGCGUUGCUGAGCUGAAUGCUUACACUCCGGUCUCUGUGCAUAAGUCAACAAGCCUUACAUCAGACCUCUCUCAGUUCGAUCGAUACCAAGUCGUCGUCCUUACCAAUACCCCACUCAAGGAUCAAAUCGUGAUUGGUGACUAUCUACACAAGAAGGGGAUCUAUCUCGUCGUAGCUGAUACUUUUGGUCUGUUUGGGUCAAUAUUCUGCGACUUUGGGAAGCAAUUCAAGAUCCUCGAUCCCACAGGAGAGACCCCAGUCAGUGGUAUAGUUGCUGGUAUCGAUGAAGAAGGAUUGGUCUCUGCCCUGGAUGAGACAAGACACGGUCUCGAGGAUGGCGACUAUGUUACUUUUACCGAAUUGGAGGGAAUGGAGGCGCUGAACUCUGCAGAGCCCCGGAAGGUCACAGUGAAGGGACCAUACACAUUCUCUAUCGGAGAUGUUUCGCAACUCGGCCAAUACAAGAGAGGUGGUAUGUACACACAGGUCAAGAUGCCAAAGGUGGUCGACUUCAAGACUCUGUCUGCUUCGUUGAAAGAACCAGAGUUCCUUAUCUCCGACUACGCAAAAUUCGACCGUCCUCAACAGCUCCACGUUGGAUUCCAAACCCUGCAUGCGUUUGCUGAGCAGCAUGGCCGUCUUCCACGACCACAUAAUGAGCAGGAUGCUCUAAUUAUAAUCGGAGCGGCACAAGCCUUCGUAAAGCAGGAGGGGCUUGACGUUGAAAUUGAUGAGAAGCUCAUACGAGAGCUUAGCUACCAGGCGCAGGGUGACCUGAGUCCGAUGGCGGCUUUCUUCGGUGGUCUCGCCGCUCAAGAAGUCCUCAAAGCUGUCUCUGGGAAAUUCCACCCAGUCCAUCAAUGGCUGUACUUUGACUCUCUGGAAUCUCUUCCUUCUAACUUUAAAAGAUCCGAGGAACUAUGUGCUCCAACCAACAGCAGAUACGAUGGUCAGAUCGCUGUUUUCGGCCGAGAAUUCCAGGAGAAGAUUGCAAAUGCCAAGCAAUUCUUGGUUGGCGCCGGUGCUAUUGGUUGUGAGAUGUUGAAGAACUGGGCCAUGAUUGGUCUUGCUACUGGACCCAACGGCAAGAUUAGCGUGACUGAUAUGGAUUCGAUCGAGAAGAGCAAUCUCAAUCGCCAAUUCCUUUUCAGACCUAAAGAUGUCGGACAGCUGAAGAGCGAGUGUGCUGCUGCUGCAGUACAGGCGAUGAAUCCUGAUCUCAAGGGCCACAUUGUCACGAUGCGGGAUAGAGUUGGACAAGAUACCGAGCACAUCUUCAACGAGAAGUUUUGGAAUGAGCUCGAUGGUGUCACCAAUGCUCUCGACAAUGUCGAUGCCCGAACAUACGUUGAUCGCCGUUGCGUGUUCUUCCGCAAACCUUUACUGGAGAGUGGUACCUUGGGAACGAAAGGAAACACUCAGGUCGUCAUACCUUUUAUGACCGAGUCCUACUCCAGUUCUCAAGACCCCCCUGAGCAAUCCUUCCCGAUGUGCACGUUGAGAAGCUUCCCCAACAAGAUUGAGCACACCAUUGCGUGGGCCAGAGAACUUUUCGAGUCAUACUUCGUGAAGCCCGCAGAGACCGUCAACUUGUACCUAAGCCAACCUAAUUAUCUCGAGACUACCUUGAAGCAGGGUGGUAACGAAAAGGCAACUCUUGAGACGAUUCGGGAUUUCUUGGUCGAGGACAAGCCUCUCAGUGUUGAGGAUUGCAUCAAGUGGGCUCGUCUUCAAUUCGAGAAGCAGUACAAUAACGCGAUCCAGCAGUUGCUGUAUAACUUCCCCAAAGAUUCAACAACCUCAAGUGGCACCCCUUUCUGGUCUGGACCUAAGCGUGCUCCUGAUCCAUUAAAAUUCGACCCCCAAAACGAGUUUCAUUGGAAAUUCAUCGUUGCUGGCACCAAUCUUCAUGCUUACAACUAUGGCAUCAACACGAAGGGCGCGGACGCAGCUACCAUACAAAAAGUCCUGGAUAACAUGAUCAUUCCUGACUUCUCGCCUAAUGCAUCCGUCAAGAUUCAAGCCGACGAUAGCGAGCCCGAUCCAAAUGCAAACUCCUCCAAUUUCGAUGACAGCACCGAACUUCAAGAGAUUAUUAACAAGCUUCCAUCUCCAAAGACGCUGGCCGGUUUCAAGCUCCAGCCUGUCGAGUUCGAAAAAGACGAUGAUACCAACUAUCACAUCGAUUUCAUUACGGCAGCAAGCAAUUUGAGAGCGGAAAACUACAAGAUUGAGCUUGCAGAUAGACAUAAGACCAAGUUCAUUGCAGGCAAAAUUAUCCCCGCCAUUGCUACGACCACAGCUCUUGUCACCGGGUUGGUUAUCCUCGAACUCUACAAGGUCUUGGAUGGCAAGAAAGACAUUGAACAAUACAAGAACGGCUUUGUCAACCUUGCAUUGCCAUUCUUUGGCUUCAGCGAGCCUAUCAGUAGUGAGAAGGUUGUGUACAAGGGCAAGAACGGGGAUGUGUCGCUCGACAAGUUAUGGGAUCGAUUUGAAGUCGCAGACAUCACGUUGCAAGAACUUAUUGACCUCUUCGAUGAGAAGGGACUGUCAAUCACCAUGUUGAGCUCCGGGGUCAGUCUUUUGUAUGCCAGCUUCUUCCCACCCGCGAAGCUCGCAGAUCGAUAUGGCCAAAAACUGAGCGAACUCGUCGCCUCUGUUUCAAAGAAGCCAAUUCCAGCGCAUCAAAAGAAUGUUAUUUUUGAGAUUGUUGCGGAGGAUACGACGGGAGAGGACGUUGAGGUUCCUUACAUCAUGAUGAAGAUGGCAUAGAUGAGGGAUGAUUAC
Messenger RNA from Amorphotheca resinae ATCC 22711, 3401 nucleotides. RefSeq lists its product as hypothetical. NCBI's taxonomy places the organism in Eukaryota, Fungi, Ascomycota, Leotiomycetes, Helotiales, Amorphothecaceae. The record is from RefSeq and is a predicted model, not a curated record. Gene Ontology annotation, molecular function: SUMO activating enzyme activity. The transcript is spliced from 4 exons. Gene Ontology annotation, cellular component: SUMO activating enzyme complex; cytoplasm. Gene Ontology annotation, biological process: protein sumoylation. The coding region runs from base 288 to 3386 and encodes 1032 amino acids.